This is a messenger RNA of Acanthamoeba castellanii str. Neff, 1896 nucleotides long. RefSeq names its product Poly(ADPribose) polymerase catalytic domain containing protein. Gene Ontology annotation, molecular function: NAD+ poly-ADP-ribosyltransferase activity. The transcript has 15 exons. The record is from RefSeq and is a predicted model, not a curated record. NCBI's taxonomy places the organism in Eukaryota, Discosea, Longamoebia, Acanthamoebidae. The coding region runs from base 1 to 1896 and encodes 631 amino acids.
AUGAAGUGCACCAAGAAGCCGGCUGUGUUCGACGACCAGAUAAUCACUAUCGCACCGCGAUCCUACACAAAGAAGGUGCGCGACGAUCUCAUCGAGAAAGUAGUCUCUCAUGGAGGCUGUCCCGUCGAAAACGUAAAUCCAAAGGUCGACUUCGUGGUGUGCUCCAACAAAGAGAAGGACGACUCGGAGGUGCUCGAGGCAGCCUCGCGCCUCAAGAUCCCGCUCGUCACUGUUAAGCAGGGCAAGAUGCUCAGCGCCGCCAAGUUCAACCCCUUUGGCGAGGCCGACGACGACGAAGAAGAGGAAGAGGAGGAGGAGGAAGCGCCCACGACGAAAGGCGCCGCCCAGCUCGUCAUCUUCUCGUCGUCGUCAUCGUCCAAGAAAGUGAAGCUGAUCAAGAAGGGCCGAUCUGCGGUGGACCCCAACGCUCCCGCCCACGUACAGAAAGGGGCGCACAUCUAUGAAGAGGAAGACGACAUCUACGACGUCAUGCUCAACCAGACGAACAUCUCGCACAACAACAACAAGUUCUACGUCCUGCAGCUGCUCGAGGACGACAACAAGAAGAGCUUCUGGGUGUGGACCAGAUGGGGCCGCGUGGGAGCGAUCGGCCAGAGCAAGCUGGUCGCGUGCGGUUCCAGCGUGGACAAGGCCAAGAGAGAGUUCGACAAAAAGUUCCGCGAGAAGACCGGCAAUGACUUUGACGACCGGGCCAACUUCGAGCCCGUCAAGGGCAAGUACACCAUGGUCGAGCUCGACUACGGCGCCAACGACGACGAUGACGACGACGCGGUGGAGAAGCAGAAGAAGGCGCUGAAGAAGGUGGAUGACGACGGAGACAUCGAAUGCAAGCUCGACGACCGCCUGCAGUACCUGGUCAAGCUCAUCUGCAACCUCAGCAUGAUGAAGGAGACGCUCGUUGAGAUGGAGUUUGACAUCAACAAGAUGCCUCUCGGCAAGUUGAAGAAGAAUCACAUCAACAAGGGCUACGGUGUGCUGAAGAAGAUCGAGAAGGUGCUAGGCCGCGCCCCCAUCAACAAGGCCAAGCUCACCGAGCUCACCAACGAGUUCUACUCGCUCAUCCCUCACGACUUUGGCAUGGGCCGACCGCCGGUGCUGGACACGAACAAGCAGCUGAAGAAGAAGAUGGCCAUGCUCGAGGCGCUGGGCGACAUCGAGAUCGCCACGUCGCUGCUGAAGGGCAGCGCCGUGUCGGGCGAGCACCCGAUCGACUCCUCCUACAAGGCCCUCAACACCACCCUCGAGCCCGUCGACCGUAACAGCCGGGACUGGAGCAUCGUCGCCCAGUACGUCAAGAACACCCACGCGCCCACGCACACCAGCUACAAGCUCCGCCUCAAGGAGCUGUACGCGGUGGAGCGGCCGGGCGAGGAGGAGCGGUUCAAGCCCUACGCGGCGCUGGGCAACCAGCAGCUGCUGUGGCACGGCUCGCGGCUCACGAACUGGAUGGGCAUCCUCUCGCAGGGUCUUCGUAUUGCGCCGCCUGAAGCCCCCUCGACCGGUUACAUGUUCGGAAAAGGAGUCUAUUUUGCGGACUUGGUGACGAAGAGCGCCAACUACUGUCACGCGAGCCGCGAGAACCCGGUGGGCGUGAUGCUGCUCUCGCGCGUGGCCCUGGGCAAGACGUACGACUGCACGCAGGCCGAGUUCAUGAACGCCAACAAGCCCGGCUUCGACUCCACCAAGGGCUGCGGCGCCACCGGACCCGACCCCGCCGAGAACGUCACCAUGACGGAUGGAACGGUGGUGCCGCUGGGCAAGCCGGUGCCGACGGGCACGUCGAACACGAGUCUGCUCUACAACGAGUUCAUCGUGUACGACGUCGCGCAGCUGUUGAUCAAGUACCUCGUCGUGGUCGAGUUCAAGUACAGCUGA